CCGUCGCGGUGCGGUGCUGCUAGCAUCAACCGGGUAAUGUGGAGCUGACGUCCCCCAACCGAAACACCACAUUUUCAAUAAAACACACGGCUGUCCGCGUUUUGUACACAGCUGCACCUGAGCCAACAUGCCUCCGAAGAAACCCGCCCAGCCCGCGGGGAGUAAAAAAACUCAGGAGAAGAAAAAGGAAAAGAUUAUUGAGGACAAGACAUUUGGCUUGAAGAACAAGAAAGGGGCCAAGCAGCAGAAGUUCAUCAAGAACGUCACUCAGCAAGUCAAACAUGGACAGCAAAGUGCCAGACAGGUGGAGGCAGAAAAGACCAAUAAGAAGGGUGAUAAGAAGAAGGAGCUGGAAGAACUCAACGAGCUGUUUAAACCCGUAGUCGCUGCCCAGAAAGUCAGCAAAGGCGUCGACCCAAAGUCCGUGCUGUGUGCGUUCUUUAAGCAGGGCCAGUGCACCAAAGGGGACAAGUGCAAGUUCAGCCAUGACUUGUCGAUGGAGAGGAAAUGUGAGAAGAGGAGCCUCUACGUGGAUGAAAGAGACGAUGACCUGGAGAAAGACACCAUGGAGAACUGGGAUGAGAAGAAGCUGGAGGAGGUGGUCAACAAAAAACACGGAGAGGCGGAGAAGAAGAAAGCCAAAACACAAAUCGUGUGUAAGUACUUCCUGGAGGCCAUAGAGAAUAAUAAGUACGGCUGGUUCUGGUCGUGUCCAGCGGGGGGCGACACCUGCAUGUACCGGCACGCCCUGCCGCCCGGCUUUGUACUGAAAAAAGACAAGAAGAAGGAGGACAAAGAGGAGGAGAUUUCGCUGGAGGAGCUGAUAGAGAACGAGCGCUCAGCUCUGGGCCCCAACGUGACUCGGAUCACUCUGGAGACUUUCCUGGCAUGGAAGAGGAGGAAAAGGCAGGAGAAGAUUGACAAAGCGAAGGAGGAGAUGGAGAAGAAGAAGGCCGACUUUAAGGCUGGAAAAUCGCUAGUGGUGAGUGGGCGUGAGGUGUUCGAAUUCCGCCCAGAGCUGGUCGACGACGACGAUGCUGAAGCCUCCGACACACGAUAUGCCAGCGACGAGGAUGGUGAUGAGGAGGAGAAGGAGACUAACUCUACAGAAGUCCAGGACAUAGACCUAUCCCGUUUUGUUCCACAAGAGGUCGACAACACAGGCAUCACCGUAGCUUCCGUGGACCGUUUCACCUCAAGGAACAAGACUCAGCCGACGCCAAACGACAACGAGGAGCAGAUGAACGGAGCUUGCGGUGGCGCUGAGGCCAACGGGCUUUCGGGGGCGGAGGGAGGCGGGGAGGACGGAGGAGGGGAUGAUGAAGAGGAGGAGGAGGUGCCGGUGGAUGAGAACCUGUUCACGGGAGAAGAUCUGGAGGAGCUCGACGAGGAACUCAACACACUGGCGCUGGAAGACUGAGAGAGGGAGCGCGUGAGACACGAGGGAGCGCGUGAUGGAAGUCAGGACGGACUAAGUGACAAAGGGAUCGACGGAUGGAUGCAUGGAGCUACACAACAAAGAGACCAGAUGUUUGAAUGAUUUUAAAUUUCAGAGACUCCAGUAAUAAAGCCUGAUUAUAUCAUGACAUCACUGCCUGUCUCUGCCGCCCUCUGUUUUCUGUACCGCCCCUCUCACAUCCUGCCGCUGUCCAUCCGGUGUCCAAGUUCCCGCCACAGGGCCAGCUCCACAUGACCGCCGCUUGUCAGAGUUUAAUUAAAAGAGAAUUUGGCUGCACUUCUUGUUGCUGGCUUAUGCUGAAACUGAUAAAUUAGGCUUCCUGAUCAGUUGAAUCUUAAAUUUAGUGAUUUGCAGAGUGAGACUUUGUCAGGGCUUAAAAUGAAAGCACUCUUGAGAUUAUAUUGUGGGAUAAAUCAAAUAACAUGUUGAAUGUUUGAAGGUUGAGUUAUACGACGUAGGAAAUGAACAGGAGUGAUUCUGUUAUAAGAAACUGAAUCUGUUCAGAGCUUCACCGCCUCUCAUACUCAACAGCUCUAGUCUGAGGUCCAGCUGAUUGUUUUCUCUCAACAAAUACAUUUCAUGUAGCUGAAGUCAAAGCCCUGUUCAACUGUCAGCAGAAAUUCGUGCAACUUUUUGAACGAGAAAAUCCAGAACUUCUAAAAUGUCAGCCCUGAAACCAAAUGAUCCACUCGCCAGCCCAGAAUUGUAAAUACUGUUCUCAUGAGCUGCCUCCUGAAGAAAUAAAAGAUUACUGUUCA
Messenger RNA from Epinephelus fuscoguttatus (brown-marbled grouper), 2217 nucleotides. It is a transcript of the gene zc3h15, whose product is annotated as zinc finger CCCH-type containing 15. The coding region runs from base 128 to 1420 and encodes 430 amino acids. Gene Ontology annotation, biological process: cytoplasmic translation. Gene Ontology annotation, cellular component: cytosol. The record is from RefSeq and is a predicted model, not a curated record. Lineage: Eukaryota; Metazoa; Chordata; Actinopteri; Perciformes; Serranidae. The transcript is spliced from 11 exons. Gene Ontology annotation, molecular function: metal ion binding; mRNA binding.